AGUUCAUCGCAAAAGAGAGCAUAGGGUAGUAUAGCUCCAACAUCAUCAUUGUGAUUUUAUUACAGUUAAGACUUGAAUAAAAUGGUAGGGUCUAGGAAUGGAGUUCGGGCUAACCCAGGUCCACCAUCCCACAUUCAGACACAGAGAGAAAGAGGUUGUAACUUUUUGGCUGGUGUGGUGGCUGUCCCAUUACGUCACCUCCGAUAUCACCCUUAAUUAUUUAUUUUUUCCUCUGGGGUCUUCUGGAGUCCUUUUAAGAAUUGGUGAUUGGUCUGUGCCGUUCGUUCGCUCUCUGGCUCCACCGUUUGUUCCUCUCUCUCUCUCUCUCUCUCUCUCUCUCUCUCCCUCUCACAUACACUCUCAGAAGCAUUUACACAAACAAUUUGAGGACACUUCGAUCGGUUCUCUGUGUGUGUUUUUUCCCGUUUUGGUGUCUCUAUCAGUUGCAGGUGGGGGUGGCAGUAGAGAAGAGGAUAAACACUUACUAUUUUGCGGCACCUUUUAUUCCCCCAAAGCUUUUGCACCAAUUUAGCUUGAACCAACAAUGAGAGAUAACCACAGCUUUUGAUAUUGAGAAGCCUCGCUACUUCGACGUUCUUCCAAUAUUCCUCUCUCAGGCUCAGCACGAAUUUCCUUAGCUUUUUGUUGUAUUAUCUCCUUCUCGUGAUCUGGUCCGACAACUCGACAGUUCGUGAAAGUUGGGCCGGGGUUCCAAUUCCCGAGGGGAUAUUCUUAUAUAACUGUUUAUAUGUUUUCUUGUCUUAUCCUGUUAGGACUUAGGAGAACCAUCUUCUAUGACCUUUUUGAAAAGAAAGUAAAAGAGGUGAUUACUUGAACACAAUCCAGAUCUGCUGAUUUCGAGUGCCAGAAGACUCUCUGUUGAUUUGGAAUUGAAGACCUAAUCAGCAGCAGGAGACUAUGGAUUCAUUCACUGAUCAUGUUCCUCCUGGUUUCCGGUUCCAUCCCACCAAUGAAGAACUUGUUGGUUAUUACCUUAGGAAGAAAGUUGCUUCAAGAAGAAUUGACCUAGAUGUCAUUAGAGAUGUUGAUCUUUACAAAAUCGAGCCAUGGGACCUUCAAGAGAUUUGCAGAAUAGGGUCAGAAGAGCAAAAUGAAUGGUACUUUUUUAGCCAUAAAGACAAAAAAUAUCCAACUGGAACUCGCACAAAUAGAGCAACCGCGGCUGGAUUUUGGAAGGCAACAGGUAGAGACAAGCCCAUUUACUCUAAGCAUGAGUUGAUUGGGAUGAGGAAGACCUUAGUCUUUUAUAAAGGUCGAGCACCAAAUGGACUGAAAUCUGACUGGAUUAUGCAUGAGUAUCGCCUAGAAACAGAUGAAAAUGGAACUCCACAGGAAGAAGGUUGGGUGGUGUGUAGGGCAUUCAAGAAGAGAAUAACAACUAUAAGAAAAGUGAUCAGUGAACAUGAAUCCCCUUGUUGGUAUGAUGAUCAAGGAUCAUUAAUGCCAGAUUUAGAUUCUUCACCACCAAAACAAAACCCUCACCCAAAUAUGGCUGCUUACCACCACCUUCCUAAUAAUUACCCCUGCAAAGAAGAGCUUGAUCAUCAACAAUAUUUCCAGUACCAAGUUCCUCACCAUGAUCACUUCCUCCAGCUCCCACUCCUAGAGAACCCUAAAUUGCUUCAUCCACCAAGUACGAGUACUGCCACAUUAACCUCCAAUAUUUCUAUGGCUGCAUAUAAUUAUGGAGAACUGGAUAUGAACCAGAAGGUAAGUAAUGUACAAUCCUCAAUAUCACUCACAGAAGAAGAGCAUAUGCAACAAAACUUGCAAUCUGUGUUUGGUAAUGAGCGAGGAGGAGCGGAUCAAGUGACGGAUUGGAGAGUUCUUGACAAGUUUGUUGCUUCUCAACUCAGCCAAGAUGGUCAUGAUCUUUCGAAGGAAAACAAUGUCGUCUUUCAGGGAUCAGCAGAUAAAUGUAGUUGUUAGACAUUUGAGCAAACAAGAAAUGGAGAUGGAGAAUGAUUCAACAUCGACCUCAAGUUGGCAUUUUGAUCAGUGGAAGUGACAAGCACCCUAUAGUACUUAAAUAUGUAUGGAAGACUACACACACAUACAUACUGAUAAUUGGAUUUUUAAUUAUGAAGUAGAAUGAUCUAUAUAUUAAUUAAUUUCCGGCAUGUACAUAAUAAACUUGACCGACCACAAAUAACUUUAAUUGACUGUUGUCAUCUUAGUGUUGAUCAAGUUAAUACUCAACAAUAUUAGUUUUCAAUUCUAAUGAAAUGACUUAGUUUAGGACUUUUGUUAUUAAUUACUAAUUAUGUCGUCAAUAUUUGUUUCCUCAAACGAUAACCUUUUUUUUUUCAUGCAUGAAGUUCUCCUUAAUAUUAUUACUACGUGCAGUUAAUUAGCACUUUUGUUAUUUGUUAUUUCAUGAAAUCUUGCAAUUUCCAAAUAAAUUGCAUUCUCUUCAAUUCUCAAACCAACUUGAACACUCUAAAAUCAUUAGAUAGAGUUUAUUUAGGUUUGCAGUACUAAUAACAUAAAUGAUUUAUCAAUUGACCUUUUUUUUAGGUGGGGAAUUCACAGGCCUGACACCUUAAGUUUUGGUCCUUAUCGGAUGUUCAAAAGACAAGCUUGUAUGUCGACGUCGUUCUCGGUUAUAAAGAAAAAACUCAAAUGAUUUGUUUGCGGAAUUAUUUCAAUGUAUGAUAUUUAUAUUAUCUAAAUUUACAUAUUUCACUUAAAAAAUAAUAAUUUUGCUUCUAUAUAAACAAGGGGAUCCCAUGUGACUUUUAUGAAAAGGGUUCAUGUGUAUUAUAGGCGCUAUCAUGCUAGCUUAAUGAUAUUGGUGCAAGGGAAUUCUUAGCUGAUAAGUUUGGCAAUACAUAUGCAGAUGUGCAUUGCACUCCACUUCAAGAGUACAAGGCACUCAAAGAACUCAGUCAUGACCUAGAUUAAGCCCCAAAAAAUGACACCAACAUAUCAUCAGGAGAUUAAUCAAUAUUAUUUACGCGCG
Molecule: messenger RNA, 2983 nt
Organism: Tripterygium wilfordii
Lineage: Eukaryota; Viridiplantae; Streptophyta; Magnoliopsida; Celastrales; Celastraceae
Product: NAC domain-containing protein 26-like
Exons: 4
Coding region: 919-1950 (343 amino acids)
Biological process (GO): regulation of DNA-templated transcription
Molecular function (GO): DNA binding
Source: RefSeq, a predicted model, not a curated record